AUGAGGAGAGAGAACCAGAGCAGUGUGACCAAGUUCCUCCUCCUGGGGCUUCCCAUCAGACCAGAGCAGCAGAGUGUCUUUUUUACCCUAUUCCUGGCCAUGUACCUGACCACGGUGCUGGGGAACCUGCUCAUCAUCCUGCUCAUCAGGCUGGACUCUCACCUCCACACCCCCAUGUACUUCUUCCUCAGCCACUUGGCCUUCUCUGACAUCUCUCUUUCAUCCAUUACAGUUCCCAAAAUGCUGAUGAAUAUUCAGGCUCAGCAACAUUCCAUCUCCUACAAUGGAUGCAUCUCUCAGAUGUAUUUUUUUGUUCUCUUUGGCUGUCCGGAUAAUUUCCUUCUUGCAGUGAUGGCCUAUGACAGGUACGUGGCCAUCUGUCAUCCACUGCAUUACAUCACUGUCAUGAGGAAGGAAGUCUGUGUUUGCUUAGUUGCUGGGUCCUGGUUGUUCUGUUGUGUCCAUGCCCUGCUGCAUACCCUCCUCUUGAUCCGAUUAAUCUCAGAAGAUAAUGAGAGCACAGUGUUUGAGUUCAUCCUCCUGGGACUCCCCAUCCAGCCAGAGGACCAAGGCAUGUACUCUGCCCUGUUUCUGGUCAUGUACCUGACCACAGUGCUGGGGAACCUGCUCAUCAUCCUGCUCAUCAGGCUGGACUCUCACCUCCACACCCCCAUGUACUUCUUCCUCAGCCACUUGGCCUUCACAGACAUCUCUUUCUCGUCAGUCACAGCUCCAAAGAUGCUCAUGAAUAUGCUGACACACAGUCAGUCCAUCUCAUAUGCUGGGUGUGUUUCCCAGGUGUAUUUUUUUCUGUCUUUUGCAGAUCUUGACAGCUUCCUUCUGACCUCCAUGGCCUAUGACAGGUAUGUGGCCAUCUGUCACCCUCUGCACUACACCACCAUCAUGAGGCAGAGCCUCUGUGUCCUGCUAGUGAUAGUGUCCUGGAUCUUGUCCUUUGCCAAUUCCCUUGUUCACACCCUCCUCUUGGCUCGUUUGUCACACUUUAGAGACAAUACCAUUCCACAUUACUUCUGUGAUCUCUCUGCCUUACUAAAGCUGUCUAGCUCAGACACCACUAUCAAUAAACUGGUCAUCAUUCCUUUGGGUACACUGGUAAUUACUCUGCCAUUCAUAUGCAUCCUGGUCUCUUAUGGCCGCAUUGGAGCCACCAUCCUGAGAACUCCCUCAGUCAAGGGAAUCUACAAAGCCUUGUCCACGUGUGGUUCUCACCUCUCUGUGGUUUGUCUGUAUUAUGGAGCCAUUAUUGGACUAUACCUAGUCCCUUCAUCUAACAACACUAAUGACAAGGAUGUCAUUGUGGCUGUGAUGUACACUGUGGUCACGCCCAUGCUGAAUCCAUUUAUCUACAGUCUGAGGAAUCGGGAUAUAAAAGAAGCCAUGAGCAAUAUCUUCAGCAGGAGAGUCUGUUCACAGUGA
This is a messenger RNA of Microtus ochrogaster (prairie vole), 1437 nucleotides long. Its product is annotated as olfactory receptor 1J21-like. NCBI's taxonomy places the organism in Eukaryota, Metazoa, Chordata, Mammalia, Rodentia, Cricetidae. The record is from RefSeq and is a predicted model, not a curated record. Gene Ontology annotation, cellular component: membrane. Gene Ontology annotation, molecular function: G protein-coupled receptor activity; olfactory receptor activity. Gene Ontology annotation, biological process: G protein-coupled receptor signaling pathway.